Molecule: messenger RNA, 2382 nt
Organism: Mesorhabditis belari
Lineage: Eukaryota; Metazoa; Nematoda; Chromadorea; Rhabditida; Rhabditidae
Source: the annotation of a GenBank genome assembly
AUGAGUACUCAAAGCUUCUUCAACAACGGUCCUAUCGGCGAAUGGAAUGGCCCACCAGCAGGUAAUGCUCCUCCGCCACAGAUGCACAACGGGUUCUCGAUUGGUGCCCCACCGGGAGUGAUGGAUGGGCAAAUUGGAAUGUUUCAAAUUCCGCAAGCGAACCAAUUUGGAGCAGCGGGCGCUCAAGCAGCACCGCGCGGUCCACCCGGUAUUCCAACGCAAGACUUUCCGGUCUCACAUUAUGGAACGCCAGCUCCAGCUUUUCACAAGGCCAAUCAAUUUAGAGGACAAAUCAGUGGAAGUGCGUCUGAUGCUCAACUGAUGAACCUCAUUCAUCAAAAUCCACAGCAACCGGCUAGAACCUUCAUCGGUGGCUCCGUAAAUGGUUUCGAGAUGGCUAACGGCUUUCAACAGCCAAUGAACAAUUAUGGAGCGAUGAACGGUGGCAUGAAUGGAUUCAUUCCUAAUGGCCACUCGAACGAUCGUGGAUUGAUGCAGCCAUUCGAAGCACCGAAACCGUUGCUGGUUGGACCUCCACCAUUUGACAUCAACAUGCCACAUACUUUGCCACCUUCUCGAUCGGAUCCUGCUUUGUAUCAACAAGUUCAGCAACCCCAACAGACGAUCAAUUUUGAGAACUACGAGAACAUUCCAGUGAACAUUCGUGGUGACAAUGUGCCUACGCCUGUCAACGAAUUUCACGAUGCGAAUCUCGAUGACGUUAUCAAAAUGAACGUUGACAAAAGUGGAUACAUUAAGCCGACUCCGGUCCAAAAACAUGGAAUCCCAUCGUUGCUCUCGGGACGUGAUCUUAUGGCUUGCGCACAAACGGGUUCGGGAAAAACUGCUGCCUUUUUGCUUCCAAUCAUUCAGCACAUUGUCACUUCUGGAUUGAGACCUUAUGAAGAAAUGAAUCAGCAAGCUCGUCGGAUGAAACAGUUUCCCUUUGCGCUGAUUCUUUCGCCAACUCGGGAACUUGCAAUUCAAAUUCACAAAGAGGCCACAAAAUUCAGCUAUUGCACAAAUGUGAUGACAGCUAUUUUUUAUGGCGGAAAAGAAAAUUAUCGUGAUCAAUUGAACAAGAGUCGAUAUGGUUGCCAUAUUGUUAUCGCGACUCCCGGCCGUCUCAUUGACGUUGUUAACCAAGGCUAUGUGUCACUCGAACAAUGCAAGUUCUUGGUGCUGGAUGAGGCUGAUCGAAUGUUGGAUAUGGGUUUUGAACCACAAAUUCGAAAAAUCGUUUCUCUUGGGCUCCCGGAUAAAAUGGCACGUCAAACGGCUAUGUUCAGUGCCACUUUUCCGAAUGAAAUCAAAAAGCUUGCCGAAGACUUUCUGAAGCCAAACUUUGUGCAUCUAGCCGUUGGUCGGAUUGGAUCCACAUCGCAAAACAUUGAUCAAAACGUCAUUUGGGUGGAAGAAUAUGAGAAGAGAGGACAAUUGCAACAUUUACUUGACAACGAAGAACGAAAUGCGUUGAUCCUCGUUUUUGUUGAGACACGUCGCGCCGCCAAUGAUUUGGCUUUCCAACUUCAGCGAGCUGGACACCGAGCUGUUGCUAUUCAUGGAGAUCUCAAGCAAUUAGAUCGGGAACGAAAUUUGGAGAUGUUCAAGAAUGGAAGCAACCCAAUUCUUGUGGCAACAGCGGUUGCAGCUCGUGGAUUGGAUAUUCCCAAUGUGAAACAUGUGAUCAAUUACGAUAUGCCGAAUGAUGUCGACGAAUAUGUUCAUCGAAUUGGCCGCACUGGUAGAUGUGGAAAUCAGGGACAAGCUUCGUCGUUCUUUGCCGAGAAAAACAAAGGACUUGCGCGUGACUUAUUGGCUGUGUUAAACGAAUCGAAUCAAAACGUCCCCGAUUGGCUUCCACCACUUGCUACACAAUCUUUCAAUCAACGCAAUAACAAGUUUGCACGUGGACGUGGCAGAGGAACGAAUGGAUUCCAAAAUGGUCAAAUGCGCAACAACUUUGUGAUGAAUAACAAUCAAGGAAUGCCAAGAGGCGGAGGAAAUUUUGGCGGAGUACAACGUGGAGGAUUUCAAGGUGGUAUGAUGCACCCGAUGGGGAUGGUACCUUUCCCAGCUGGACCUCCUCCGCCAAUUCACUUUGGCGGCGCUCCUCCAUUCAACCCUCAAUUCAAUCCCGUCCAGCCACAAUUUGGCGGCCCUGGAGGCUUUGGAACUAUUGCGCGCGGAGGAUUCAAUCGUGGCGGUGGCGGAGGUUACAGAGGCAAUCGUGGAGGACCGAGUGGCGGUGGAAAUCGCGGUGGCAUCAAUGGAACUCCUGCACCGAUGCGAAAUAUGAUGGGACCAGGAGGAUUGGUCAAUGGAAUGAAUCAACUUUCGAUUGGUGGCGAAUGGCAACCGAGAACCGCGACUGUGCCGAAU